AUGGGUAAAGGAGGAGGGUGUAUGCCAAGUAAAAACAGGGCACCAUUGGGUGCACCUGAUCACGACGGACCGGCUCCAGUAAGUGACAGAUCAAUCUCAGUUGAAGGUGAAAACCCUAGUAUUGAAACAUCAGCCCCAAUUCAGGAUGGGGCAAUUCUGCAGAAAGACACCAAGAAAUUGAGAAUAUUCAUAGUGUUUUAUUCAAUGUAUGGACAUAUAGAGGGCCUGGCCAAGAGGAUGAAGAAAGGAGUUGAUGGGAUUGAGGGUGUUGAAGGGAUUUUGUAUAGGGUUCCUGAGAUUUUGGCACCGGAGGUUUUGGGGCAAAUGAAGGUGCCCCCUAAAGGGGACGAGAUUCCAGUGAUAUCGGUUGACAAGUUGGUCGAGGCCAAUGGUUUUCUGUUCGGGUUUCCCACUAGGUACGGGUCCAUGGCUGCACAAAUGAAGGCCUUUUUUGAUUCCACCGGGAAUUUGUGGAGUGAGCAGAAACUCGCUGGAAUCCCUGCAGGGUUCUUUGUCAGCACCGGAACACAAGGAGGCGGACAAGAAACCACUGCGUGGACAGCAAUAACACAAUUAGCCCAUCAUGGUAUGAUCUAUGUUCCAAUUGGAUACACAUUUGGCGCAGGGAUGUUUAGAAUGGAUUCUAUUAGAGGUGGUUCGCCUUACGGGGCCGGAGUUUUCUCAGGGGAUGGCACGAGGCCACCAAGUGAAACCGAGCUUGCUCUUGCAGAGCACCAAGGAAAGUACAUGGCUAUGAUCGUUAAGAGAUUUUAUCAUUCUUCUGCCUGA
Fraxinus pennsylvanica is the source of this 789-nucleotide messenger RNA. The record is from the annotation of a GenBank genome assembly. NCBI's taxonomy places the organism in Eukaryota, Viridiplantae, Streptophyta, Magnoliopsida, Lamiales, Oleaceae.